AAUACGGUGGCCGCGCCGUGCGGAGUCGACCGGGCUAGGCGGCGGGGCGCGGGACGGGCCGCGCCGGCCGCCAUGGGCAACCUGUUCGGUCGUAAGAAGCAGCAGAGCCGGGUCACGGAGCAGGACAAGGCCAUCCUGCAACUGAAGCAGCAGCGGGAUAAGCUGAAGCAGUACCAGAAGAGGAUCACCCAGCAGCUGGAGCGGGAGCGGGAGAUUGCCCGGCAGCUCCUGCGCGACGGCAGGAAGGAACGGGCCAAGCUGCUGCUCAAGAAGAAGCGAUACCGGGAGCAGCUCCUGGACAAGACAGAAAACCAGAUCACCAGCCUAGAGACCAUGGUCCAGAGUAUUGAGUUCACGCAGAUUGAAAUGAAGGUGAUCGAGGGGCUGCAGUUUGGAAAUGAGUGUCUGAAUAAGAUGCACCAGGUGAUGUCCAUAGAAGAGGUGGAGCGGAUCCUGGACGAGACGCAGGAGGCCGUGGAGUACCAGCGGCAAAUAGAUGAGCUGUUGGCAGGAAGCUUCACUCAGGAGGACGAAGAUGCCAUCCUGGAGGAGCUGGAUGCAAUCACUCAGGAACAGAUAGAGCUGCCAGAGGUUCCUUCAGAGCCCCUUCCUGAAAAGAUCCCAGAGAAAGUCCCCGUCAAGGCCAGGCCCCGACAGGCGGAAGUGGUGGCAGCCUCGUAACUUGUAUGGGAGUCACGGGGAUUCCAGAGGCCUGGGGCCCACAGAGUUUGGGUGCAUGUCCGGCCCUGACCGGGCUCCCAGGAGGCUGGCGCCGGGCCAGGUGGGCCGGGAGCUGCCGGAGCAGCACAGCACACACAGGGCUCCUGACCAGGAUGACUCUGCGGAGCGUUUCCCUGGCGCUGCUGUCUUGCUGUCGUUUCUGGAUUAAAUGGCAACAUUCAAACUC
Molecule: messenger RNA, 907 nt
Organism: Eubalaena glacialis (North Atlantic right whale)
Lineage: Eukaryota; Metazoa; Chordata; Mammalia; Artiodactyla; Balaenidae
Gene: CHMP6
Product: charged multivesicular body protein 6
Exons: 8
Coding region: 73-681 (202 amino acids)
Biological process (GO): vesicle budding from membrane; late endosome to vacuole transport via multivesicular body sorting pathway
Cellular component (GO): multivesicular body; ESCRT III complex
Source: RefSeq, a predicted model, not a curated record